AUCCAGUUUGGAUGCGUUUCCUUCUGAUUGGUCAAGGACCCUAGUUCUGUUUAUGACUAGUAGCUUAUGAUUCCAUUAUAAUGCAGAAAUUAUUGUUAAUUUGUUGCACUUACCAACAAGUUACUCCACCAGAAAAUGAUAGUUCAUGGCUUCAGACAUAGAGAAACAUAUUCCAACAGAAGUCACACACAUAUUACAAAGAAAUGAGAGCCAUUACACAGAUACACGUACUGAACACAUGCAUGAGAUCUGUUUCUACAGCAGCCCAGUCUCAUCUGUGGAUGGUUACCCUGGCAACCGCUCGGUCCUCUGUGAUGUAAGCGCUGGUUCAGGAUCCACUCGACUCACUUCUGGCCAUAACGCACCCAUCUGUCACACAGUAUUCCUGAGAAGAUGCGUCCGUGUGCUUCAUUCAAGCUACUUAAUAAUAUCAUUUUGUUGUUGCAAUGCUAAAUUUGUUCCUAUUUUCCUCUUUGACUUUUGACAGUCUGAACAAAAAGUCUUUGACAUCAUAAUUGUAUUGCAUUGUUGUUUUAAAUAUUUAACAUUCCAUAUUAGCACUUAUUCAGUUAUUUUAAUAUACUGUUAAGUCCUUGAGAAGAAUAAAAAAAAAGGCUUUUCAGUGUAGAUAUAGUUACACUUAGAUUUUUCUACGUCCACUUCGCUUCGCCAAAACUGUGUUCAACAUUGAUAAUAAUCAGAAAUGUUUCUUGAGCAGCAAAUCAGCAUGCUUUCUGGUUCCUGGCCGUGUGUGUGUGUGUGUGUGUGUGUGUGUGUGUGUGUGUGCUCCUCCAGACCGCGCGGUGGCGUCCGCGAUCUGUUCUCUGUAUAACCAUCGCUCUGUGGAUCUCGACGAUGAAAUUGACAUUCAAAAAUAACAGCUUCUGUGCUUCUAACAUCACUAAAACAUCAAGCAGACGAAAAACAUUUAGUCGUCAGUCCUGGCACUCAUCACAGUCGUCCCUGGCGUCCCGCCCGUGUGUGUGAGCGCUGGUUCUGAUGAGGUUUUCUCUCUCUGAGCGAUGACUGUCCCAGCUCUCCAGAACAGCGCGGUGUUCUACAGGCGCGUGCUCAGCCGCUUCCCGCAGGACUUCAGCCUGGCGUUCGCCUACGGGUCCGCGGUGUUCAGACAGACCGGAGCUCAGACGGAGAAGAACAUGCUGGACUUUGUGUUUGCUGUGGACGACCCUGUCACGUGGCACACCAUGAACCUCAUCGAGAACCGGAAGCAUUACUCUUUCCUCAGAUACCUGGGACCCAAACACAUCAGCAGCAUUCAGACUGACUAUGGUGCAGGAGUCUACUUCAACACCCUCGUCCCGGCUGAAGACAGGGUGAUCAAGUACGGUGUGAUCAGCACAGACGCUCUGAUCGAAGACCUGCUCCACUGGAAAACCCUGUAUGUAGCAGGCAGACUACACAAACCUGUUCGGAUUCUGCUCCAGAAUGAUCCUGGAAAACUGCGGGACGCUCUCGUAGGGAAUCUGAAGAGUGCCGUGAUCGCUUCGUUUCUCAUGCUGCCAGAGAGUUUCUCCGAGGAAGACCUGUUCCUGCAGAUAGCAGGCUUGUCCUACUCUGCUCGUCUUUGUGUAGGGGAUUUCAGGAUGGUGAUCGGUGAGGAUAAAUCCAAGGUUUCCAACAUCGUGAGAGAGAACAUGACGCAUUUCCGGAAGUUAUAUAACAAUAUUCUUCAGGAGUGCCCUCAGGUGGUGUACAAGCCUCAUCAGGGCCGGCUGGAGGUGGACAAGAGCCCGGAGGGUCAGUUCACGCAGCUCAUGGCUCUUCCUCGCACGCUCCAGCAGCAGAUCACGCGUCUGGUGGAGCGUCCCGGGAAGAACCGAGAUGUGGAGGAGAUCCUGCUGCAGGUGGCACAGGACCCUGACUGUGGCUCGGUCGUGCAGCAAGGCAUUGCGUCAAUCGUGAAAGCCUCCAGUAUAACACAGAGUGCCAAAGGAAUAGCCACCGCUGGUCUGGUCAAAACCGUGUCGUACAGCGCGAAGAAGCUGCAGAAGAUGUGGCGAGGCUGGCGCAGGAGAGCCACGUGACAUAGUGUUAUUUAUUCACAAUCGACUAAUGACUGAAGCAGUGAUUCAUUCUCCAAUGCACAAUAUUCCUGAGAAAACGUCAAUAAAGGUUUUUAAGUGUGAUUGUAAA
This is a messenger RNA of Carassius auratus (goldfish), 2154 nucleotides long. It is a transcript of the gene tamm41, whose product is annotated as TAM41 mitochondrial translocator assembly and maintenance homolog. The coding region runs from base 1023 to 2045 and encodes 340 amino acids. Gene Ontology annotation, molecular function: phosphatidate cytidylyltransferase activity. The transcript has 8 exons. Gene Ontology annotation, cellular component: mitochondrion. The record is from RefSeq and is a predicted model, not a curated record. Gene Ontology annotation, biological process: cardiolipin biosynthetic process; CDP-diacylglycerol biosynthetic process. Lineage: Eukaryota; Metazoa; Chordata; Actinopteri; Cypriniformes; Cyprinidae.